Messenger RNA from Alternaria metachromatica, 1089 nucleotides. RefSeq lists its product as uncharacterized. The record is from RefSeq and is a predicted model, not a curated record. NCBI's taxonomy places the organism in Eukaryota, Fungi, Ascomycota, Dothideomycetes, Pleosporales, Pleosporaceae. The transcript has a single exon. The coding region runs from base 1 to 1089 and encodes 362 amino acids.
AUGCAGCCUGACCGGCUGAUCAACGCCCUCACCAUCACUGUACAGAUCCUCAUCAGCCUUGUCCUCUUCGCCAUCGUCCUCCCCUUCUUCAUCCUAUGGCGCGCCCCAAUAAGCCUCCUCUACUUCACCAAGAACGAAAAGCCACAGGAAAAGAACGCAGACCAAGAGAGAGAAAGGCUGCAAGGCCUGCCAGCGGACGAGGAAGAAGAAGAACCGAAACCACCCCCAUCACCAGACCUCCACGAGCGCGCCCUCGCACACUACACAAAACACUGGACAGCCUUCAAAUUACGCCCGAUCAACAAACCCCUCGUAGCCCACUGGUCACGCGUAGCAUGCCUCUCCCUCCUCACAAUACAAACCACGCUCACCCUCGCCCUCCUCGAAAAAUCGCUCGUCUACCACAUCCCCUGGUUCGUUGCACAUCUCUCAGACACAGAAUACAAGACGUCGAAGAAGAAACUCUGGCUUAAUGACCUCUUGCUGCAUGUAGCCUGGCUACUUAUGACAUGUGCGCCUGUUGUAGGUUUAUUAGGCGUGGGCCUGGGUAUUGCGUAUUACAUGUCCAAAGCGGUAAGGUACGGCAAGUUUCGCAAGGGUAUGGAGAGGAAGAAGGGAGGGAGGGGGUAUGAGGAUCCGAAUAAGGUGAGGGAGGGAGAAGGGAAGAAUGGGGAGGCACAUGGGGCUAAAGAGGCGGUUAUGGGGGUCAUGGAUCAUGUCAUUCAUCCGAAUGUUCAUGUUCCGCACCUACAUUUUCAGCAUCCGCAUCCACAUCAUCAUCCUAAUGUAGAGAAAGAGCCGGAAGCUUCGCCGUAUGGGUAUCCGGGGUAUAGUGAGGACAUCCUCUUCGAGCAGCCUGGGGAUACGGCGGGUGGGUAUCAAGAUACGGUCCAGCAAACGCCGCCUGUAGUGGUCCAGCCUCCGGCACCGGCGGCAAGGUUUGAUAAGAACCCUUAUACUUUGGCUGGUAUUGCGUCGAUCUGGACUGGCCAGAAGGAGAAGAUGAAGGGUGGCUACGACGGAAGAGACGUCAGGAAGCAGAACUUCGCUGACGAUAUUGAGAUGGCGAAUUGGGUGGGUAGGAAGUAA